Molecule: messenger RNA, 918 nt
Organism: Fusarium redolens
Lineage: Eukaryota; Fungi; Ascomycota; Sordariomycetes; Hypocreales; Nectriaceae
Product: MoaB/Mog domain-containing protein
Exons: 7
Coding region: 1-918 (305 amino acids)
Source: RefSeq, a predicted model, not a curated record
AUGGCUCCUAUAUCGGCAGAUGAGCGCAACUCGCGCACCAUUUCUACAGCCGCCUGUUUGAUCAUCGGUGAUGAAGUUCUGGGCGGAAAGACAGUUGAUACCAACUCUGCCUAUUUCGCCAAAUGGUGCUUUAACCUCGGAAUUAACCUCAAGCGCAUCGAGGUUAUUGAAGACGAUGAAGGCGAGAUUGUUGAGGCUGUGCAGAGAAUGAGCGACCGCUAUGACUUUGUCGUUACUAGACACGACGACAUUACUUACCAAUCGAUCGCCAAGGCCUUUAACCUGCCUCUCAAACUACACCAAGAAACCUUUGACAAGAUGAAGCUGAUGUCCAAGGUUCAUCCCAAUCAACCCAAGUUCGAUUGGGAUGUUGACUCGCCAGCAAGAAGGGCAAAGCUUCGUAUGGCUGAGUUGCCAAUUGACGAAUCUCGGGACCUUAAGAAGCAAGCUCUCUUCCCCCAUGAUGAUCUUUGGGUUCCCGUAUCAGUCGUGAACGGAAACAUCCAUAUCUUGCCGGGUAUCCCUAGACUUUUUCAGAGACUUCUUGAGGGGUUGAAGCCUCACAUCCUCCCACGUCUCAGUGACCCUGAGGGGAAAGGUACGCAUAGAGUACUGUUCUCUACGCCUCUUCCUGAGAGUGGCGUUGCCGAUUAUCUCACAACAUUGGCUGCCAAAGUUGGGCCCAAGGGUGUCAAGGUCGGAAGUUAUCCUCGCUGGGGCAAGAAAAACAACACGGUCACACUCGUUGGACGGGAUCUGGACUAUCUCGAGAGUCUCGUUGACGAAGUUCAAGCUGGCAUUCAGGGUCUGCGAGUUGAUGCCGAGAGCGACGGAGAAGAAGACCCGAAGCAGAUCAAGAAGCAGGCGACCGAAGACGCGGACAAGGACACCGCAGAGCAAGUUGUUGAGAAACCUUGA